Molecule: messenger RNA, 1511 nt
Organism: Saccoglossus kowalevskii
Lineage: Eukaryota; Metazoa; Hemichordata; Enteropneusta; Harrimaniidae
Product: E2F-associated phosphoprotein-like
Cellular component (GO): nucleus
Source: RefSeq, a predicted model, not a curated record
CUGGGUCAGAGGUGAGACCAACAACCUGUGGGUUUAUUCUGUGUGUUAAUGGAUGUUCUAAUCUUGGUGUUUUUCCAGUGAUUUCUCUUGGUGCAAUCCAAAUACAGUAGAAGAUUGGUAAAUCAAACUCUGUUGCUGAAAUUUGAAUUUUAAGUUGGAAUGUGAAUAUGUUGCUAACUUCACGAUCGAUCUGGAGAGGCUACCUAAACAGCUGAGAGAUUACCAAGUCGCGGACUGCAGUAGUGUACGUACGUCGCCCGUGCGUCUGAUCUGUCCCUUAAUAUUAAACGUACAAUGACAGACUAUGACGGUUAUUGUGUGUUCGAAGAGAGUGAUGAAGAAGAACACGAUAUUAAGAGUGAAAGUUCGGAUAAUGAGCUUGACAUUAUAUUGCAUGGUACACCAAAACAGAAACGCAGACUGACCCGGAGUCUGAGUCGCGGCAGCUUAGACCUUACAGAUGCUUCAUCCAGUGAGGAUGAUUUUGAAAAAGAAGUUGAAGCAGAGUUGGAUGCCACUAUGAAAUCACUUGAAGAAAAACACAAGAAUAUGGGGGAGCAUACAUUAGCAGAUACUCGUGGUGCUGCAUCUACAUCAAGUGCUAACUUGAGUGAAAAUAAGGAAAUAAAAGGCUUAGAAGAGGCAUUUUAUGAUGAUAUCUACUUUGAUACAGAUGAUGAAGAAGAAGAUGAAAAAGUAAACACAAGUAAAAAUAAGAAAGCUAAGAAGAAACAUCGUGUUGUAAGCAAUGAUGACUUGUUCUAUGAUCCUGACAUUGAUGAUGAAAAUGAAAGAUGGAUAAACAAACAACGAGAUAGAUACAAACCAAAAAAAUCAGGCUCUGGGGAUGCCGCUAAUCAAUGUAGAUCACAGAACUGUAGUGAGAAGGUGACUGCUACUACUGAUGCGGUAUUGAACUGCCCUGCAUGCAUGGCUUCUUUAUGUAUAGAUUGUCAAAAACACGAUUUUUACAGAAAUCAGUUCAGAGCAAUGUUCGUUAUAAACUGCGUUAUUGUCAAGGAUGAAGUGUUGAGAUAUAAAGAACCAAUCAGACAAGGUAAAAAGAGACAAAGAAAUCAAAAUAAAGCAGAAUAUGUAAGAAUAGAAGCCAAUGAGACAUCAGAAGAAAUCUAUCACCCUGUGAAGUGUGGAGAAUGUAACACUGAAGUGGCUGUCUAUGACAAAGAUGAAGUGUACCACUUUCAUAAUGUGCUCGCCAGUGCACCAUAAACAUUGUAUGAAUGAAAGAUUAUAUACACAGUCGCUUAUAUUCUGAUGAUGCAACAGACUCUAUUGAAUUUCAAAUAGAUACUGUUAAAUAUUCAAGUUUUUUAAUUUUUAGAACAAGCAAAAAUUAUGUCUUUUGUCCAAUCAUAUUUGGAUGUUUGUGGGCCUUGUUGAGAGCUGUAAAUAUGUGGUCAGGGUAAUAGAGCUGCAAUUCAUUCUGUGAUGUGAAACCAUGAAAUUUAAUACAUGUUAAAUUCCAAAAUAAAACACAAAUUUUAAUGAUU